UGGAGCCCGCCUGAGCCACUCCGCGGGCAGCUGCUGCUGCGGCACAACAUGGAGGCGGCGGUGCCGCCGCGGCUGCUGCUGCUCCUGUUCCUGCUCUGCGCCUUGGUGCUUCGGUGCAACUUAGGCUCCGUCGGGGCUUCUCCCCUCUUGCUUUUUGCUAACCGACGAGAUGUCAGACUGGUGGAUGCUGGAGGAGUGAAGAUGGAGUCAACGAUCGUUGUCAGUGGCUUAGAGGAUGCUGCUGCAGUUGACUUCCUGUACUCGCAAGGUGUUAUUUACUGGACAGAUGUGAGCGAAGAAGCCAUCAAACAGACUUAUUUCAAUCAAACUGGGAAUCUGGUGCAGAAUGUCAUAGUUUCAGGUCUGGUUUCACCAGAUGGCCUGGCAUGUGACUGGAUUGGGAAAAAACUGUACUGGACAGACUCUGAAACGAAUAGGAUAGAAGUCGCUAAUCUCAAUGGAACAUCUAGGAAAGUUCUCUUUUGGCAAGACCUUGACCAGCCAAGAGCAAUAGCCCUGGAUCCAGCUCAUGGAUACAUGUAUUGGACAGACUGGGGGGAGACACCAAGAAUAGAGCGUGCUGGAAUGGACAGCAGUGUUCGGAAAAUAAUUGUGGAUUCUGAUAUUUAUUGGCCUAAUGGACUCACCAUAGAUCUGGAGGAACAAAAGCUUUAUUGGGCUGAUGCAAAGCUGAGUUUCAUUCACAGAGCAAAUCUGGAUGGCUCUUUCAGGCAAAAGGUUGUGGAAGGUAGUCUCACUCAUCCAUUUGCCCUGACGUUGGCUGGAGAUACCCUGUACUGGACUGACUGGCAGACGCGCUCCAUUCAUGCCUGCAACAAAAGGACGGGAGAGAAAAGGAGAGAAAUACUAAGUUCACUGUACUCGCCAAUGGACAUCCAGGUUUUGAGCCCUGAAAGGCAGCCGUAUUUUCAUACACCCUGUGAGGAUAAUAAUGGUGGCUGCUCCCAUUUGUGCCUAUUGUCGCCAAGAGAUCCAUUUUACAGCUGUAACUGUCCCACUGGAGUCCAACUUCAAGAAGACGGCAAGACCUGCAAAGCAGGUGCUGAAGAAGUACUCUUGCUUGCUAGAAGAACAGAUUUGAGAAGAAUUUCGUUGGACAUGCCAGACUUCACUGACAUUAUUCUGCAAAUAGACAAUAUCAGGCAUGCUAUCGCAAUAGACUAUGAUCCUGUGGAGGGUUACAUAUACUGGACUGAUGAUGACGUUAGAGCAAUUCGUCGGGCUUUCCUUGAUGGGUCUGGAGCCCAGACCCUUGUGACAACAGAAGUCAAUCAUCCUGAUGGUAUAGCAGUGGACUGGGUGGCUAGAAACUUGUACUGGACAGACACUGGAACAGAUCGCAUUGAAGUGACUCGGUUGAAUGGGACAUCAAGAAAAAUUCUUAUAUCAGAAAACCUAGAUGAACCACGGGCAAUAGUACUUAAUCCUGUGAUGGGCUACAUGUAUUGGACAGACUGGGGUGAAAAUCCAAAGAUUGAGUGUGCUUAUUUGGAUGGAUCAGAAAGGAAAGUCCUGGUGAACACCUCACUAGGGUGGCCUAAUGGUUUGGCAUUGGACCUUGAAGAAGGCAAACUUUAUUGGGGAGAUGCAAAGACUGACAAAAUUGAGGUAAUAAAUAUGGAUGGGACUAUGAGGAAAACUCUUAUAGAAGAUAAACUUCCACAUAUAUUUGGAUUUACUUUGCUGGGUGACUACAUCUACUGGACAGACUGGCAAAGGCGAAGCAUUGAAAGAGUUCACAAAGUAAGGGCAAGCAGAGACAUCAUCAUUGAUCAGUUGCCUGACCUGAUGGGCCUUAAAGCAGCAAGUGUUACCAAAGCUGUUGGAACGAAUCCUUGUGCUGAGAAUAAUGGAGGCUGCAGCCACUUGUGCUUCUUCACACCUCAGGAAUGCAGAUGUGCCUGUCCCAUCGGAUUGGAGUUACUUAGUGAUAUGAAGACCUGCAUCAUUCCAGAAGCCUUCCUUGUCUUCACCAGCAGGGCAGCCAUUCACAGGAUUUCUCUUGAAACAAACAAUAAUGAUGUAGCUAUUCCACUUACUGGUGUAAAAGAAGCUUCUGCACUCGAUUUUGAUGUGUCUGACAACAGAAUCUAUUGGACAGAUAUUAGUUUAAAGACAAUAAGCCGGGCUUUCAUGAAUGGAAGUACAGUUGAGCACGUGAUUGAGUUUGGGCUGGAUUACCCUGAAGGAAUGGCUGUGGACUGGAUGGGGAAAAACCUUUAUUGGGCAGAUACUGGAACCAAUAGAAUUGAAGUGGCACGCCUCGAUGGGCUAUACCGGCAAGUUCUUGUGUGGAAGGAUUUGGACAACCCAAGGUCUUUAGCUCUUGACCCAUCUAAAGGGUACAUGUACUGGACAGAGUGGGGAGGCAAACCAAAGAUAGUUCGGGCAUACAUGGAUGGGACAAACAGCAUCACUUUAGUGGAUAAAGUGGGACGUGCCAACGAUCUUACUAUUGAUUAUGAAGAUCAAAGACUCUAUUGGACUGACCUGGACACAAGCAUGAUUGAGUCUUCAGAUAUGCUAGGGCAAGAGAGGGUAACAAUAGCAGAUGAUCUUCCUCAUCCCUUUGGGUUAACUCAGUACAGUGACUUCAUCUACUGGACAGAUUGGAACCUUCACAGUAUAGAAAGAGCUGACAAGACAAAUGGGAGAAACCGGACACUAAUUCAAGAACGUCUGGAUUAUGUGAUGGAUAUAUUGGUUUUCCAUUCAUCAAGACAGGAUGGCUUCAAUGAUUGUGUGCAAAAUAAUGGGCACUGUGGGCAGUUGUGCCUGGCCAUACCAAAUGGCUAUAGAUGUGGCUGUGCAUCUCACUACACCUUGGAUCCCAACAGCCGGAAUUGCAGUUCACCAAGCAGCUUCUUACUUUUUAGUCAGAAGUCUGCAAUAAGUCGGAUGAUACCAGAUGACCAGCAGAGUCCAGACAUCAUUCUUCCUAUUCAUGGUCUAAGAAAUGUCAAAGCUAUUGAUUAUGAUCCCUUGGAUAAAUUGAUCUAUUGGGUAGAUGGACGACAAAAUAUUAUUAAAAGAGCCAAAGAUGAUGGCACUCAACCUUUCACAGUCAUGGGUACUCCCAACCAAAGCCAAAAUCCAGAAAAGCAACCACAUGACUUGAGUAUUGAUGUUUUCAGCCACACUUUGUACUGGACCUGUGAAGCUACAAAUACAGUCAAUGUCCACAGACUUAAUGGGGAGCAGAUUGGGGUUGUGCUACGGGGAGACCAUGACAAGCCAAGGGCCAUAGUAGUAAAUGCUGAGCGUGGGUAUAUGUAUUUCACCAAUAUGCAAGAACGAGCCCCAAAGAUCGAGCGGGCAGCCUUGGAUGGUACAGAACGAGAGGUGCUCUUCACUACUGGCUUGCUCCGGCCUGUCGCGCUAGUGAUUGACAACAAGCUUGGGAAGCUGUUUUGGGUGGAUGCAGAUCUCAAACGAAUUGAAAGCUGUGACUUAUCAGGAGCUAACCGUGUGACAUUACAAGAUUCCAACAUUCUUCAGCCAAUGGGUCUGACAGUGUUGGGAAAUCAUCUGUAUUGGAUUGACCGCCAGCAGCAGAUGAUCGAAAGAGUCGAGAAAAUUAAUGGAUACAAGAGGACUAGAAUACAAGGUCGAAUUGUUCAUCUAACAGGCAUCCAUGCAGUUGAAGACAUCGACAUGGAGGAAUUCUCUGCCCACCCAUGUUCCCGGGACAAUGGUGGAUGUUCACACAUCUGUAUAGCGAAAGGAGAUGGAACUCCAAGGUGCUCAUGCCCAGUUCAUUUGGUCCUUCUGCAGAACCUUUUAACAUGUGGAGAACCUCCAACAUGUUCUCCAGACCAGUUCACGUGUGCAACCGGUGAGAUAGACUGCAUCCCUAUGGCAUGGCGAUGCGAUGGAUUCUCUGAGUGCGAUGAUCAGAGUGAUGAGGAUAGCUGUCCAAUCUGCUUAGGAACCCAGUUUCAGUGUGAAAAGGGGCAGUGUAUCGAUGCAAGUUUGAGAUGUAAUGGGGAAAUUGAUUGUCAGGAUAAAUCUGAUGAAGCUGAUUGUGAAGCAAUUUGUCUCCAAAAUCAGUUUCGAUGUGCCAGUGGCCAAUGUAUCCUCAAAAAACAACAAUGUGACUCUUUUCCGGACUGCAUUGAUGGCUCUGAUGAACUUUCAUGCGGAAAAAUUAAAUCCUCUUCAGAUGAGUCCCAGCCCCACAGUAGUGCUAUUGGGCCUGUCAUUGGUAUAAUCCUUUCCCUUUUUGUCAUGGGAGGAAUGUAUUUUGUUUGCCAGCGGGUGGUAUGUCAACGUUAUGCUGGGCCUAACGGUCCUUUUCCACAUGAAUACGUCAGCGGUACGCCUCAUGUCCCCUUAAAUUUUAUUGCUCCAGGGAGUUCUCAGCAUGGCACUUUUACUGGCAUCUCUUGUGGAAAAUCUAUGAUCAGCUCCAUGAGCCUGAUGGGAGGAAGUAGUGGGGCCCCUCUUUAUGACAGAAACCAUGUGACUGGGGCCUCCUCUAGUAGCUCAUCUAGUACAAAAGCCACUUUCUAUCCACAGAUUUUGAAUCCACCACCUUCACCAGCCACUGAUCGCUCCCUCUAUAACACAGAAAUAUUCUAUUCCUCAAACAUUCCUUCAACAACAAGAUCUUACAGGCCUUAUCUUAUAAGGGGGAUUGCUCCACCAACUACUCCUUGCAGCACUGAUGUAUGUGACAGUGACUACACUACAAGCCGGUGGAAAGCCAAUAAAUACUACAUAGAUUUAAAUUCAGACUCAGACCCCUACCCACCUCCUCCCACUCCCCGCAGCCAGUACAUGUCAGCAGAAGAGAGUUGUCCACCCUCUCCAGCCACAGAGCGAAGUUAUUUUCACCUCUAUCCCCCUCCCCCGUCUCCUUGUACAGACUCUUCAUGAUUUCAGCUGAAGGAACUUGUCUUUUUUCUUCUUCUGUAAAUAUAUUUUAAAUAUGAACAAAGAUUUUUUAAAUAUAUAUUUUAUGAUCUAAAAUGGGGUGGGGACUUAAAAAAAUGUGAAUAAAAAUGGGUGGGCCAGGGCUGUGAAAACUGUACAGCGAAAGAAUAUUUAUAAGUUGUGGUUUUUUUUAACUUAAUAUCCAUUCUUUUGUGCCAUAUUUUGCCUUUGCAUCGAAGUCACAAAAUUUAAAUUGACCUCCAAAGGAGGUGGGAAGCGGGGAAUAUAUACUUGGAGCUUUUUGAAAUCACCAUUUUGAUUCCGUAAUGGGGAAUGUGCUGAGUUUAUUUUGUUUUGUUUGUUUGUUUUUUAAAUAACAAAAGGGGGCGUAAGAAAUACUGUGUGGAUGAAUGGCAAUGUUGUUUGAAUACACGCACAGGAAAUUAGAUUUUUUUAAAAAAAGAAAUUGUUUUAAAGGAUACUUGAUCAUAGGUAAUUAACCACAAAAAUGCAUUUUCUUUUGGAAUGCUGAAUGCAAAAAAUCUCCUGUUUUCAUUCCAUCAUCAUUCACUUUCCAGGGGAAUCUGUGCAUGAGGAAAUGUGGAAUUCUGAAACUUGCACUCACUUCAUUAUUCACCACAAACUACUGUCACUGUGAUGAAAUAAGCACGCAGGUCCACUGGGCACCUGUCAAAGUUCUGACAGCCUUAAAGUAAUAUUUAACUGGGAAAGCACAUGAAACUUCAUCGUUCUGUAGAAGUCAUGCAUUCAGCUUAGCAGUUGUCAGGAAACAUGUAGCCAUGGAACCAACGGUAGAAAUAGAAAUGAAUAAUCCGAUGAGAGAGACCACUAUCAGCUGUCUUGCUUUUCUGAAAGAUCACAAUAUUCCAGAGAUGUACAGCCUGUGAGGCAUCUUCUUCUCUCUCUCUCUCUCUCCCACCCACCCCCCCAUCCCUGCUUUUUUGGGCCCAAGCAAUCUCUAUGUGAAGAUUCCAAGUUUAUAUUUUUCUUUGCAAAAAUUGGGACAGCCACAUUUAGUUGCUUAAAAUAUUUUGAUUAAAAAUGUGUCAUCAAGUCACUGAGCAGCAGAUGUAUGUAAUUACUUACAAAUCAAUGGGGAGCAGAUACCGUCUUAAAAUAGGCAUUCCUCCUUCUCUCACACAUGCACAUAGAAGGGAGUGCCUGUUCUAAGUUAGGGCUUCUUAUCAAGUCAGAGAAAAUGCUUUUUUUCCCCUUCAGAAGUAUUGUUGUCUUCAUAUGGAGAUUUAAUUGAUUGAUAAGUUGAAAUACAUAUGCUUAAUUGACUAAGAUUUCUUUAAGUGUAUGAUAGCCUUGGCAAAAGUGUUUCUGGUGCUCAGGUUUGGAUUCCAGUGCAGAUUUUCAAAGUGUGCUAUCUAAAAACUGGAAAGACUUGAUAGCAAAUUUUGAACUCAGGUUGUUUUAGAGGUUUGACUUAUUUUCAUCCCUUGGAGAAGAAGACGUCUGCAUUACUCCAGUUAUUAGGGACCAAAUUACAUUAGAUCAGCCUUCCUCAACCUAGAUGUUUUAGAUUACAACUCCCAGCAUGCCCCACCAAGGCUCCAGGUUAGGGAAGACUGCUUUAGAUUAAGCAGCGUUAGAGGGGAGUCUUGUAGGCUACCAAGUCCAACCCUGUGCUUGCUGCAGGACAUCCAGAGCUAGAGCAUUUACAGCCAGAUGAUUAUCUAGCCCAACCAGCCACCUCCAUUUAAUUGGUUCCAUUGUCAAAGGGCUCUUACUAGUAAGAAAUUUCUCCUAAUGUACAAUUGGAGAUUUACCCUCCAGUAACUUAAACCUAUUAGAUUUGGUCUUACCCUCUGGGGCAUUCUUUGUCCUUUUGGAGAUGAUAAUGCUAGAUCUCCUUUCAAAUAACUUUUCUGCAAUCAACUGAGGACCCUAAAAUUUGGGGGCAGCCUAUUCUAGGCCCAUAUAACAUUAAGCCACCAUUAAUCCUGCUCUGCCUGUGGUACUAGUGCAAUGUCCCUGCAGUACUGGCAUAGCACUGUGUUCUGAAGUGAAGUUCUAGCAUAGCUGUUAAUAUCAUCCUAAUGCUGGCACACCGGAUUUUAAGCUCUGUUUUUUUUAUGAGUUUUUACUCUCUCAACACCAGGCUGCUGCUGAUUGGGUCAGAGAACUCCAUAUCCAACCUGAAUCCGAGCUCCAUACCUCUUGAUGCACAUGUGGAACUUUUUGCUUGGAUGGGUUCUUCUAAUCACUUUGUAUAUUUAGAGCUAUUCUCUCUUUGGAACUGAAUGUGAAAGCCUGUUCAUAUACGUUGGCUCUCCCCCAACAUGCAAAAAGAGAGUACUGGGUCAAGGCAGGUCUGUACUUGUACUUGAAGAUGCUAGUUCUCAUAGUGGGCUGGCAGGAAAGAGAGCAACGCUUCUUACCUACCUGUAUGUUUGCUUUUGCACAUUCAGUCUGAUUGGAUUGCACAGCAUGCUUUGAACCUGAGUAUUGCAAAAGCUACAAUAUAAACAAACAAACAAUGACAUAUGAUUGGAAAGGGGGUGGGAGAGAGAACAAAAAUUACAAUCUGUUUUCACAGCUGCAGAACAGCAGGUGCAGCAAGCUUUUGACAACCUUAAAACCACUGACAAGGAUGAAAAAUGUUCCUUUUUGAACUCGUAGCUGGAUUUUUAGCAAAUAUUUUUGGCAGAGCCUGAUGUGAAACUCCUUCAAACUCUGGCCAGUAUUUCCUAUCAUACUGACAGGGUGAAGUUUCACUCCUUCCAUUUCUUGCCACUCCAUUCCUUACAUCGGUCUGUUCAUCCUGACUGUUUCAACCUUAUACUGUAAUUCCAGAGAAGGGAGCUGCUGCUUAGACCUGUGUAUGGGGUGAGGUGUGUGGCCAGUCUCUCAAUAUAUCAUUAUUUUACAUUCACAACUUCUGCUUCUCUUAUCAAUAUGGUGGAGAAAGGCCUAUUGUUAUUUGUAAAUGUCAUCUCCAUGCCCAUGAAUACUGCAAACAUAAUGUCCUAUUCCUAUAAACCUCAGGAUGCAAGAGAUGUGUGGUUGUGCUUCUAACACAGACAGUGCUCAAAAUAAUGCAUCUAGUUGGCUCAGGUCAAAGUCAUAAUAGUGUGUUAACGUGUUAAGUAUUCUCAACAAAUCUCUGAUUAAUGUUGUAAACUGAUGGAGUUGGAAGGCAGGAAAGUCUGGUCCUAUUCUACGGUCCCACAUCUAACUCAAUUAUAAGUAAAGCAAGCAUGUAUAUUUUACAGUUAAGUGAUUUUCAUCCAUUUGUUUGACUUUGGCAUAACUCUGUUUAAUUUUUGUGUGGCAUUUGUAAAGAGGUUGCUCCUUUAGCUGUUAACAUUGCAAGCCUUUAUUACAUGUGCACACCAAUUUCCCAUUUUCUUACAAGUGACACUGAACAUUUAAACAAUAGAGGGUUGGAUCCAGGAUCUGCCUUCCAUGGAUGGAAAACCUCCACUCACUAAAACUGCCUCUGCUUGAUACCCCCUCUCCACCCCAUUCAUAAAGUUCUCUUGACCCUCUGUGUAACAUUUUCAGAGGGUUGGAGGGGCCACUGUGGUCAGGAAGUGGUGGGGAAAUACAUUACACUAGCCCAGCUGCACAUACCUAAGUCUGGAUCCAGCCCAGAAUUUUCAGUAGAUUGUUGAACUCCUUUAAAAAAAGAGUGGGGGAAGCUCACAUUAUUGAUGGUGCUCCUCUGCUUUCUCUGAGCAGACAGAAAAUAGCUAUUAGUGCUGUUCAGAAAACAAGAGUUCACAUAAUGCUAUAAUAGGUAGGUUCUAUAGAAGUCAUGCCUCUACUAGUGCAAGAAGUUAUGUAGGCUGUUGCACAAGCAGAACAUAGUCUUUGCAAACAUUUUCACUUUUCUCACACACUGCUCUGGUGCAAGAUGUAAAACAUCCUUGGAUUUAACCCGUAGUCUUUUCAGAAACAAAAGAAAAUUAUACUCUUGUCUUUCUUGACAAAAAAUGCAUUCAUUGAGGACUAUCCUACCGAUUUCAAGGAAAACAUUGAGUGUUUACAGGAUUGUUUAAAAGAUAAAUCUGUUUCCUGAUCAUCCGUAGGUAAUAUUCCCUUCAGUCCAUUUAGACCCAUUUUUAUUGACAUCAAUUCCAACCUUCUACUAUUCUAGGCCUUAAAGCAAAUUCAGUAUUGAUAACCAACCUGGCAUGCCGUUUUGGAGAGAAAUCAUGGACCUAAAAGAUAGCUUAGUUUACCAAAAGCCUUGUAUCUAAAAGUAGGCUAUUUAAAAAUAAAGCACCUUUAGGCAAGGAGCUGUGUCCUCUGGAGGUCCCCCGUGGUUAACUUCACUUUUCAGUGUGUGUGUGCGUGUGUGUGUGCGUGCAUGUGCGAGUGUGUGUGUGAAGAAAGGUGUAAUGUCAAGCUUAACUUGUAAAAUAAUAUUGGUGAUAAAUACGUUGUAAAUAAUGUAAUUGAAGUAUUUGCAAUUAGAAACUGAACAGUUGUUGAUUUAAUUAAUUAAAUAAUAAUUAAAAAAAGCUUAUUGGCCUGGAACAAAAUGAAGCAAAAUUAGAGUUGCCAGGUUGCAACCCUGAGAUUCCUCCUUUUACCUUUGAACCUACUGCUCAGUUAGGUGACCUGCAGCUUCUACUACUUUUCUGGCCCUGAUACCUGCCUGGCCUACUAUGAAGAAUGCCUAGCAUCCUGCUCAUUACAGUAAUCAGAACAGGAAACGGAGGGCAGAUUACCAGGGCCAGCCCUACCAUUAGGCAGAGUGAAGUAGUUGCCUUAGGCGGCAGAUGCUGGGAAGGGGCAGUAAGGUGUUGAAGGAGAGGCCUGUGUACCAUGCAGCUUGCUCUGCUCCCCCUAACUUAGCCUGGUGCUUUCAGGUGCAGUGGAAGAUGGUGUCCCAUCAUCUGCGCUGAAGACAAGUUCAUCUGCUAAUCCAGUCAGCUUUUGUAUAUAAAAUGGGAGGCUGCACCAUCUUGUUCUUUGGCUCAAGCAGUAAAAUUACUUGGGCUGGCCCUUCAACUGACAGAACCAUGGGGAAAUGGGGUGGGAGAAGCAGCAGCCUCAUCACACCAGUUCAGUGGGAAUGUGAAAGAUAGAAGGGGGAAUCUCUGGAUUGCAACCUGGCAACUCUAAGCAAAACAUCUUAAAGUGGGGGUAAUGCUUUGCCUGUUACACAUGAAAUUCAGAGGGCAUUUUAAACAGAAAUGAAAUCCAGGCUGCUUUCUGUAUUGUAUCUAAAUAUUUUGCAAUUGCUGCUAAUGUAAAAUGUACAUGAAUAUAUACAAAUAUUGCCAAGAAUUGUUAUAAUAGACUCAUGCCAAUCUGUUUUAUAUUUAUAUUGUAAAAUGUAUCCUGCAAACAGCCUAAAUAUUUUAGCUUUAUACUCUUACCCUUUUUAUAGACACAAUUUGUCAUAAACAUUAAAAAAGUGCCUUUGGUAUUUUUAAACAGCCUAGCAUAUUGACUUGGGCAGAUGAUAACAAAGCCUUAAAAAGCAAUAGCCUUUUAUUCAUUGUUCUCCAUUGGUUAAUUUUUUACCAAACACUGUGUGGCAAAAAUAUAUUAAUGUGCUCAAUUCAUUCUAAACAAAGGCAUUCAUGGGAUGGUGCAACUAAGCUUAUUUGUACAUCUUCAAUGCAACAUCACUAAAUAUUGACUUUAGAGAGUUGAUGUGACUUUGAACAAAUCCCUGUGGGGGACUUUUUGCUCAGAAAUGAUACUUUUCCAAGGAAACUUCUAUUCAACCAACACAUCUCCUUUUGAUGGAAUCCUGGUGGUCAUAAUUUUACUGAUUAUGCUAUCAGUUUCAAAAAAUAUGUAAAGCUAAUUUAACGAAGUAACAGUGCAGUUAAAUUAACAUUAACAUUUUCUUCCCAAGGUCUGACAUUUACAGUAGUGCAAAAUGUUUAAUACCAUGAAAUUAAAGCCCUUGUAUCACUAGCAGAAGAGUUAUAAAAACCACUCUUUAUAGUAUGGCAUUCAGUAUAUAAAGAGGACUGAUGAAAAUAUCCUUUUUCCUACCUACCCACACACCACUAGGCAAGGUACAGCCCCUUGCCAGCAACAAAACAGGGCACAACCCAUCCAAAAGUAACUACUUGCAAUUGCCCCAUAUCACCAAUGCUAGAGUUCUGUUUGAAGUUACUGGCUUUGUGUAUACCUGUAAAGUUAACGCUCUUGCAUUUUGUACUAUAGAUUUUGAUUACUGUGUUUUGUAAUUAAAACUUUGGGGAAAAUUG
Molecule: messenger RNA, 11105 nt
Organism: Elgaria multicarinata webbii
Lineage: Eukaryota; Metazoa; Chordata; Lepidosauria; Squamata; Anguidae
Gene: LRP5
Product: LDL receptor related protein 5
Exons: 23
Coding region: 49-4899 (1616 amino acids)
Biological process (GO): cholesterol homeostasis; gastrulation with mouth forming second; bone morphogenesis
Molecular function (GO): coreceptor activity; Wnt receptor activity; Wnt-protein binding
Source: RefSeq, a predicted model, not a curated record